AUAAGUCAUUAGUCUGCACUUGAAAAAAAGAGGAUAUAUGUCAUAGGCAUAUAUAAGAUUAUUUUCAGUAGUCCCACAAUCAGAUCAAAUAUUUGUCUAACUAUGGUUGUUUUUCCAUCUUUAUCCUCUCUCACAUACCUUGUUUUUCUUCUAUUGAUAAUCCCCUUUGUCACUUCAUUGUCCUUCAAUUUUGAUGGUUUUAAUCCUAAUGAUCAGAAUGUAACUUAUGAGGGAGAUGCUUAUCCAGCAAAUGGGGUAAUUCAGCUCACCAAAAACCAGCGCGAUAGUGGUUCAAAUGAUAGCAUAGGCCGAGCCACAUAUUCCAAAACUCUCCAUCUUUGGGAUAGGGCCUCGGGGAAUGUCACAGAUUUUGAUACACACUUCUCCUUCAGCAUCAAUUCACAGGGCAGAAAAUUUUAUGCUGAUGGUCUUGCCUUCUUCCUCUCCCCUGCAGGUUCAAGAAUUCUUAAUAAGUCAUCCGUAGGAGGCCGCCUUGGCCUUACAAUUGAUGGUCAGCAACUGAAUACAUCGAGAAAUCAUUUUGUUGCUGUUGAGUUUGAUACCUUUAAGAACUGGUAUGAUCCACCAGGUGAUCAUGUAGGUGUUGAUAUCAACUCUAUGCAAUCUGUUGUAAACGUGACUUGGUCUAGUAGCAUUCCUGAUGGUAGGACAACUGAUGCCUGGAUUAGCUAUAAUUCAACCUCAAAAAAUCUUAGUGUUGUCUUCACUGGUUUCAGACUCCAAGGGAAUACCACUGUCAAUGUCCGGCAGAGGCUAUCUUACAAUCUUGAUCUGAGGGAAUAUUUGCCAGAAUGGGUCACAUUUGGCUUCACAGGUGCAACUGGAGACCUUUUUGCAUUACAAAGCAUAUAUUCUUGGAAUUUUACUUCUUCUUUAGAACAUAAUGACAACAUAACAGAUCCAGAUAUAACCUUACCAAACCCCAAGCCAGAGCAUGCUCCAAAAAAAAAUAAGAAAAAAAAUAAGUUGGGACUUGUGAUUGGAGUAGUUUCUGGCAGUUGUGUUUUGGUUGCUGUAUCCGUCUUGAUGUUGUUUGCAUUUUGGAGAAAGAGGAAUGUGAGAGAAGAUGAAGAUGAUGAUAUAAUUGAUGGUUCCAUGACAAAUGAAUUUGAAAGAAGCACAGGACCAAAGAAGUUCUUGUACAAUGAGUUGGCUAGAUAUACAAAUAACUUUUCACGGGAAGAGAUGCUUGGGCAGGGUGGGUUUGGAGGUGUUUAUAAAGGAUAUAUAAGGGAAUUGAACGCCUAUGUUGCCGUUAAGAGGGUUUCAAGGGAGUCAAAGCAAGGUAUAAAAGAGUAUGCAUCAGAAGUGAGGAUCAUCAGCCGGUUAAGACAUAAACAUUUGGUGCAACUCAUUGGUUGGUGCCAUGAGAAAAGAGAGCUUCUACUUGUCUAUGAUUUUAUGCCUAAUGGAAGCUUAGAUUACCAUCUUUUCAAGGGAAAAAGCCAUUUAACAUGGCCAAUAAGAUUCAAGAUUGCUCAAGGCUUGGCCUCAGCGUUGCUAUAUUUACAUGAAGAAUGGGAACAAUGUGUGGUACAUAGGGACAUAAAGUCAAGCAAUAUUAUGUUAGAUUCCAACUUCAAUGCCAAACUUGGGGAUUUUGGUUUAGCUAGGCUAGUUGACCAUGAUAAGGGAUCCCAAACAACAGUUUUGGCAGGCACGAUGGGUUACAUGGCUCCUGAAUGUGUCACCACCGGCAAAGCGAACAAGGAAACAGAUGUCUAUAGCUUUGGCAUUGUCGCAUUAGAAAUAGCUUGUGGAAGGAAACCUAUUGAUCCUAAAGCUGAGGAGCGUCAAGUUAACAUUGUUGAUUGGGUUUGGAGACUUUACGGGAUGGGAAAUCUUCAUGAAGCAGUUGAUCCUAAACUCUCAUCAGAUUUCAAUGAACAGGAGAUGGAGCAUUUGCUGAUUGUUGGCUUAUGGUGUGCUCAUCCAGAUAACAAUUGCAGGCCUUCUAUUAGGCAAGUAAUUCAUGUGCUUACUUUUGAAGCUCCAUUGCCCACCCUUCCUCCCAACAUGCCUGUUCCAACAUAUUGCAGUCCAUCACAAUAUGGAUUAACUACUACAUUUGCAUCACCAUAUGUUUCCAAUGGUCCUCGGAUUUCUGAAAUACACUAUUCAGAGACGAGAGACUACACUGAUUCUUCAAAUAACACAGCAGCUUCUGCAGCAUCUUCACCUUCUACAUCCCUUCUGCACACACGUUGAGAUUGGUAUAUAAAGAAACUGGUCUUUAUUCCCUGCAUUCAACUUUCAAUAGCAGUGUCCAACUUUUGCUCCUCGUAUUCUAUAUUGUUUCUACUCUUAGGAAGAAGAUUGAAUGAAUCAACAUUAUUAUUCAAAGUUUACAUUAAAUAGUGAAAAUACUCUGUUCUUAAAUACAUGUCUCUCGAGCGAUCACUGAUAUAUUCGAGCUUGGAUUAGAAGUUGAACUUAAGAGAAAAAAAGAAUCUUUAAAUGAGCUUGUACUAAAGAUACUUUUCAGCAAAAUGUUGAUAAAUAUGGACAUUAGCUUAAAUGUAGUCUGAACAGGGCAACAAAUCUGAUUUAUGCAUUUGUGUCCUGUAUCAUUUGUUUCCUCGUAAGUAGAAUCUCUAGCUGGAAAAGACUCUGAAUGUUCUCAGGCAAAGGCUGAUUGAACUCAUUAAGACUGAGAUAUCUCCAUCCAAUUUAAAUUAGUUUUAGAUUAACGUUAGUUUGCUCCGAGUAAAAUUGGACAGUUUUAGUAGUAAAUCGAAUUCAUUUUGCUUCAAUAUAGAUUUAAUCUUUACCUGCCCCAAAAAGUUGAAAAUUUUUCUCGUUUACUAAUAGUAACUUGAUCUAUCCAAACUAUAAAACUCAAAAAUUUUCAAAAUGUCCAAUUAGUUUGUUCAAUAUCAAAGGAAAUGGUGAAAUUGGAUUAAGAGGGAACUAUGGCGUACUCAUAAUACAUUUUCUUAGGGAACAAACAUGGAGGAGGGUGGUCUUGGCGGAUUGAUGUUUGAGGGUUGGAAGUGAAGAGCGAGGAGGAGAAAAUCAUUCAAGAGACAUGUCCAUAGAAGCAGAGAAAUUUCACUGUUUUGUGGAAAUUUUGAAGUACAGUAAAUGCCGAUCCACUCAAUCCUCAUCAAUAGGAGAGAA
This is a messenger RNA of Capsicum annuum, 3141 nucleotides long. RefSeq names its product L-type lectin-domain containing receptor kinase IX.1. Gene Ontology annotation, molecular function: carbohydrate binding; protein kinase activity; ATP binding. NCBI's taxonomy places the organism in Eukaryota, Viridiplantae, Streptophyta, Magnoliopsida, Solanales, Solanaceae. Gene Ontology annotation, cellular component: plasma membrane. The transcript has a single exon. Gene Ontology annotation, biological process: protein phosphorylation. Bases 103 to 2229 code for a protein of 708 amino acids. The record is from RefSeq and is a predicted model, not a curated record.